AUGAUGGAGACGGACUUACAUUCCCCCGUGGUCCCCCAGACCAACCCAUCCAACCCGGGGGGACACGCGGGAGGAGGAGGAGGAGGAGGAGGAGGAGGUGGAGGGGGAGGCGGGGGCCCCGGCGGCAAAGUCCCCCAGGACAGAAUCAAGAGACCCAUGAACGCCUUCAUGGUCUGGUCCCGGGGCCAGCGGAGGAAAAUGGCACAGGAGAACCCCAAGAUGCACAACUCCGAGAUCAGCAAGCGGCUGGGCGCGGAGUGGAAGGUGAUGACCGAGGCGGAGAAGAGACCGUUCAUCGACGAGGCGAAGCGGCUCCGGGCCAUGCACAUGAAGGAACACCCGGACUACAAGUACCGGCCGCGGAGGAAGACCAAGACGCUGCUGAAGAAGGACAAAUACUCUCUGGCCGGUGGGCUCCUCGGCUCCACGGGUGUAGGGAUGGGGGGCGGCCAGCGACUUGAGAGUCCCGGAGGGGGCCACGCGGGGGCAAAUGCGGGCUACGCCACGCACGUGAACGGCUGGGCGAACGGCACAUACUCGGGCCAGGUGGCGGCCGCGGCGGCGGCGGCGCACGCGAUGAUGCAGGAGGCGCAGCUGGCGUACACGCAACACCCGGGCACCGGAACUCACCCGCACCACCCUCACCCGCAUCACCACCCGCACCACCACCCGCACAACCCGCAGCCCGUGCACAGGUACGACAUGAGUGCCUUAUCGUACAGCCCCAUCUCGAACUCUCAGAGCUACAUGAGCGCCUCUCCACCGGGCUACGGCGGGAUCACGGGCUACACACACCAGCACCAAAGCUCCGGCGUGUCCCCGGUGUCCGGGGCGAUCGGGGGGACUUUGGGGUCCCUCGUGAAAUCUGAGCCCAGCGUGAGCCCCCCGGUUUCCAGCGCGCGCGCACCGCCGUGCCCCACGGGGGACCUGCGGGACAUGAUCAGCAUGUAUCUGCCGACCGGAGAGGCGGCGGGGGACUCCAGCGUUCACAGAGGACUGCACGUGCUCCACCCGCAGCACUACCAGAGCAGCGGCUCCACUCCGGUAAACGGAACGGUCCCUCUGACUCAUAUUUAA
Acanthopagrus latus (yellowfin seabream) is the source of this 1077-nucleotide messenger RNA. Its product is annotated as transcription factor Sox-1a-like. Bases 1 to 1077 code for a protein of 358 amino acids. The transcript has a single exon. Gene Ontology annotation, molecular function: DNA-binding transcription factor activity, RNA polymerase II-specific; RNA polymerase II cis-regulatory region sequence-specific DNA binding. NCBI's taxonomy places the organism in Eukaryota, Metazoa, Chordata, Actinopteri, Spariformes, Sparidae. The record is from RefSeq and is a predicted model, not a curated record. Gene Ontology annotation, biological process: cell differentiation; anatomical structure morphogenesis; regulation of DNA-templated transcription.